AUGGAAGGCGAGGGGCGUAUGAUCCCGACAGGGAUCGGCGGAGCUAAGCUGAAGUUCCUUGAUUCUGACGCUGGCAAUACCAGGGAAAAGGAAGGGGAAGAGAAAGCUUCUGUGAACGACCCCAACAGCAUGAAAGGCGAGGGGCGUCAGCCUAAUAGAGGAGCGCCAAUAGGGAUCAGCGGAGCAGAGCUGAAGUGCCUUGAUUCUGGCGCUGGCAAUACCAGGGAAAAGGAAGGGGAAGAGAAAGUUUCUGUGAACGAACCCAGCAGCAUGAAAGGCGAGGGGCGUCAGCCGAAGAGAGGAGUCCCGACAGGGAUUGGCGGAGCAAAGCCAAAGUGCCUUGAUUCUGACGCUGGCCUUAGCAGGGAAACGGAAGUGGAAGACACAGUUGCUGUGAAGGACGCACUCUGGUUACAGCUUCAUAAGUUGAAAGAGCAGGUGAAGAGUAUGGAUGGCUGGCUGAGGGCACUUCAGAAGGAGCAAGGUGGUCUUAGUCAGUCCGCUGGGGCAAACAGAGGGGCAGCAGGGCAAGCGAAAGAGGAAGGGGAGGAAGAGGAGGAGGACUAUGCUCCCGAUGAGGCAAUCGGAGCGGCAGCAGAGAAAGCAAGAGCUGAGGAGAGUCAGGAGUUGGAAGAGCGGGUGAAGGCUAAUGCGGUGCUGCAGUGGGCUCCCUGCUCUGGAGUCCGGAUCAAGCAGGGUCAACCUGAUCAGCCCGAUGUGGCAAAUGGAGCAGCAGCAGAGAAAGCAAGAGCUGACGAAAGUCCGAAGCCACGUCAGCUGCUGUCUCGGGCGGGCAUGGUUCACUACUUGGAUGCGACGGGUGCGUGGGAUUACGAUCUGUGCGAGUGCUGUUUUGACCGUGCUAUAAGCAAGAGGGCACAACGAGCACUUGCCAUAAAGAGCCUGGAGGACGUGCGUGGCCGCCACCUGGGCAGGAAUCAGCCUCAUUGCACCCCUGCCGCAGCACCCGAGCAGCAGCAGGAGGCCGAUUUCAGGUUCUUUAGUGGAGCAAAGGAGCUGCAGGUGCUGCGAGGGGGGCACAGACUCUCGGCGCAGGAGCAGGUUGAAUGGAAGGAGGAAUGGGCGCCUUAUUACUGUGCAGAAGCGAUGCUGCUCGAGUGGAUGGCUGAGCCUCGUGUGGGCGUGCUCAUGGACCUAGGGAGGAUCAGAUCCCGCCUGCCAUCCAUUCUGGCCGAGCUAGGGGCGGGCAGGCAGGGGGAAGACGACUGCUUUGCGUCCAUGCUGGUUCAAGUGCUUGGGGUGAAGGAGAGUGCUGACCUGCAGGAAGGGUUUGGGUUUUUUGUGCAGCAUGUGCUGUCAGGCGGGCUGGAGAAGGUGCAUGGAGAGGGGAGGGGGGGGGACGAGAAGAGAGCUUCUGAAGAGACGAAUGCAGAGGGGAAGGGGGGAUGUGAGGGUGUGGGGGAAGGCAGUGCAGAGCAGACGGGGAGACACGCGGGGCUGGAGCGGGUGGUUGGUGGGGGCAGAUUGGGGGAGAGAUUGUCCGUGGGGGGAUUGGUGGAUGCUUCACAUGGGAAGGAGGAUGAGAGGCACGUUGAGGAGGAGACAGAGAGCAAGGUAGAAGUCCAAGGGGUUGCUAGCAAGUGCAGGAGGGUAGAGAAGGCAGCUGUAUAUGUAGCCAGGAAGAGGGUGCUGCAGCAUCGCCCGAAUGAGAAAACGGGGAUGGAUGGAGGAGACGGGGCAGGUGUGGGAGGGGCUCAGCCCCCUCAGCCCCCUCAGCCCACUCAGCUUGCUACAGCCAUUGCUACAAAUGCUGGGCUCGUGCCUGUCGAUAGGCCAGAACCAAUCAAAAGACUUGUGCCUGUCAACACGAACCUUGUGGUUGCUGCAUUCACCUAUCGGGCCCGUUGCAUCUUGCAGUGGGUCCGAAUCUACGGCCCAGAUUCCAUCUCAAGAGACCAGUGCUCGAAAGACGGUGCUCCGAGCAAGGUAUGGGUUAUGCGCCACCCACUUCGGGAUCUUCCGAGCCUGCUGGUCAGGUUUGGCGCCAUUCCCAAGCCUCUGGAGGGAAGCGACGUUCCGUUGGAGUGGGAGGAGUGGCCUCGGGGCGAUGAAGCUGCUGCAAAGUUUCCUGUCAACCCGAAAGAGCGAUGUUUUGGGCUUGGGAUUGUGGAGGAGUGCAGUGGACCAGCAGAGAAGCGGACAUCGCCUCAACCUCCUCGGCACACAUCUGAAGCAGCAGGGGAAAGCAGGAGUGCACGGGGAAAAGGUUGUAAGGCAGCAGGGCAGGAGUGCAGUGUGGAAGCCACACAGAGCAGAGCGAGUGGGAAAAAGGCUGAAGCACCUGGAAACGCCGAGCAGAGAGUCACACUACCGCCCGCGAGAAAGAAUUUUCCUAUCGUGCGCUGCGAGGCAGAUGUGGAGUUGCUGGUGGGGCUAGCCGGUUACGUAUUGGACCCUCCUGCAUGCACCCACUGCACCCGCUGCUCCACUGACUUCAUGAAUUUCGCAUGCUCCGUUGCUGUCAUUGCCAACUUUGCCUACCGCCCUGUCAGUCACCUGUUUGCCCGGGUUCUCUCGGCGUUCCCGCCUGCCUCCCCUGGGUUUGUCAAGCUGGUAGAGUGCUUGGACCUCCCUGCUCCCCUGCCCGGGCCUGUGAAUGUGCGUAUGCUGCUGGAGCGAGCCGAGCAGGUGCCUCUUUACUUCCUCAUUCACAUGGCUGUGUGGUGCGCGCACGCUCUUUUAAAAAACGAUAUGGACGAGCGGGAAGGCAGUGGAAAAGGGAAAGGGGGCACAGGUGGGAGGUUGGGGGUGCAGAGCCGCUGGGAUGGUGAGGAGGGUCAGGAGAACGGUGGAGAGGUGUGGGAGGAGGUGGUGAUGUGGUAUUCCUCGGUGAUGGCUGCAUGGAGGUUCAACGUGGGGAGCAAGGGAGAGAGCGAGGAGUGCAGAGGCAGCAGGAAGUGGGAGAGGCCGGAAAGGGGGUGGGACAUUACAUGGAUUCUUGAAGCAGCGAUUGUCCCCAGGUACUGUGAGGGGUUGCAAGGGAAGCGUGGGACUCCAACGGAGAGGAGCACUGGUGGCAGCAGCAGCAACUUGUUGAAGUGGGGUUGGGCGGGUGGCAGCAGCAGCAACCGAAGUGAGAAGUGUAAGAAGGGGGAGGAACCGGUGCACCUGAAGGCAUGGCCAGGGGGGGUCAACCUGGUGGCAUGUCUGCGAGAGAUGCUGCUGGGGGAGCCCUGCUACCGCCCUGCCUCCCCUGCUACUCCUCCUGCUGCCACGUCCACCCAUGCUGCUUCUUCCACCUGUCCUGCUGCUGCUGUGUCUUCUCGUCCUGCUGCCUCGCCCAACCCCACUUCAACAAGCAUUGGUGUUCCUGCUGCUUCUGCCGCCGCUGCUGCUGCUGCUGCUUCAGAUGACCAAGGCCGUGUGUGCGGUGAUGCGGGGUGUGGGAGGGUGGAGGGUGGUGGUGGUGGGAAGUUGAGGAGUUGUGGUGGGUGUGGCAAGGUGGCGUAUUGCAGCAGAGGCUGCCAAAAGACGCAUUGGCCCUCCCACAAGCUCACAUGCCCCGGCAGGACCAGCGGGAAGUGGCGUGGGAAGGAUGGGAACCGAGAUGGCUGCGAGAAAUCUGGCAAGGAGAGUGGUUGUGAGGUUAGUGGUGACAGCGAUGGCGAGGUAAGACCCGUCAAGAUGUUUGAGCGGACAGCAAACUUGAACGGCAGUCAGAUAAUCAACUACCAGAGUGAUCCCUCUGGCAAAUGGCUCGCUUUGAUUGGCAUCGCCCCUGGUGCUCCUGAGCGUCCACAACUCGUCAAGGGAAAUAUGCAGCUCUUUUCCGUGGAUGAGCAAAAGAGUCAGGCAUUGGAAGCGCACGUAGCUGCGUUUGCCUCUGUGAAGGUGCCAGGAAACGACACUCCUUCCCUUGUCAUUGCGUUUGCCACCAAGACCAUCGCUGGCGGACAGCUUAUUUCGAGGUUGCAUAUUAUGGAGCUUGGUGCUCAGCCAGGCCGUGUUCCUUUCACUAAGAAGCAGGCCGACCUGUUUUUCCCGCCAGCUUUCGCUGAUGACUUUCCGAUCGCCGUGCAGGUGUCAGCAAAGUUCGGUCUGGUAUAUGUCGUCACCAAGUUGGGCCUGCUCUUUGUGUACGACCUCGAGUCCGCUACACCCAUCUACCGCAAUCGCAUCAGCCCCGAUGUGAUCUUCCUGGCAGUCGAUGCUCCCAGCGUGGGCGGUUUCUAUGCCGUGAAUCACCGCGGGCAGGUGCUGCUUGCCACGGUGAACGAGCAGACCAUUGUCCCGUUCGUCAGCGACCAGCUCAACAACCCGGAGCUCGCGAUCAGCCUUGCUCGCCGCGCGAACCUUCCUGGUGCCGAGAAUCUGAUGCCACGAAGUAGUGGCCGAAAAGGCGUGGUAGUGGCCAAAACGAGCGCGAGAAGCCGGGCACCAGCAGUGGGGCGAAGCGGGGAGAAGGGGCGUCGAGUUUCCCAGAAAGAGGAUUUGGUCUGCUUGCAGAACAGUUCUUCCAAUGUGGUCAACCGGACCGCCCCAGCCAUUACUCGCCAGAGCCUAGAAGCUCCCUGUGAGGAGGAUCCAGCAGCAGCAGAAGGGGCAGCAGCAGGUGCUGCAGCGGCUGCAGCAGCAGCAGCAGCACCACCACCAUCAGCAGCAGAAGAAGGAGCAGCAGCAGGUGCUGCAGCAGUAGCACCACCACCAUUAGCAGCAGCAGAAGGU
This is a messenger RNA of Closterium sp. NIES-65, 4686 nucleotides long. Lineage: Eukaryota; Viridiplantae; Streptophyta; Zygnematophyceae; Desmidiales; Closteriaceae. The record is from the annotation of a GenBank genome assembly.